AAGGCCGGCAUACUGCGCAGGUGGUAGAGCAAUAGCAGUUUAUGAUUCAAUGAUCCCGUGAACCUUGGAGCUUUUCUUUGUUGUUGUUGAAAUAAUAACUAGUCGAGUUCUUGCAUUGCAUGAGACUUUGCCCUUUUCUAACUAAUCUGUUCAUAAUCUGAUCAAAACCUACACAACUAAUUUACACCUUCAUAACAUUUUUCCAUCAAAAUAGAACUUCUCCAAUAUAAUUAUUAUUAUACUACGUUAUAAUAAUAUAGCUUGUCCCAGAAAAAUAAGCGGUGUACAAAAAAGUUGAUCAAGAUCAGCUUACAACUCUUUCUUGCAUUUCAUGUGUAAUGCUUAUUGAGAUGCAUAUGCCUCUUCUUUCCUAAUCUGGUUCAGUUGUUAGUGGCUCUGGUUCAGCUGUAUGGACCUUCUCUCCUAAAUUUAUUUUAUUGUUCUUUAACGUCAUAAAUAACCUCUCUGUUUUUUAGGAAAAUAAAUAACCUCUCUGUUUACCUGUGUGCUAACUGAUUUUGUGUCUAAAUCAAAUUUAUGGCACUCUUCUCUGCUGUGUGCAUUUCAAAUUCCCACCAACAUAGCACAAGAAAUAUUCAUGGUGACGUAUGAAGGCAUACCUGUGCUACUUAUUCAAAUGUUUAUUUCUCCGUGUCUCUGAUUAAGUGGAUAACAACCUUGCUGUUGACAAACCAUAGGCCAACAUUUGGUUUUCAGUCAGAAAAAGUACUGAGCCAGCUUAAUUUCACUAUGUCUGGAAUGUCAUCUGAUGAUGCAAGUGCUGAAGUGAGGCUUGAAGGAGAAGUUUCUGGUGAAAAGGUACAAGAAACUCAAGAUCAGAAUGAAGGCAGUGGCAUGCCCUCGCCACAAGAGGAGGUACUGUCUUUUCCCGGUACCAUUUUUUUGGGGGUGAUCUUGGCCUCUUGGGUGUAUAUUAUUCAUGUUAUCUUCGUUCCAAGCUUGUAUGGGUACUCACAGGAGGCAGCAAUCAAGAAAAAAUAUGGAGGAAAAAUACCCAAAAAGUCACCACUUAUAUCGAAGGACCAUGAGCGGGCAUUCUUUGAUUCUGCUGAUUGGGCUUUAGGAAAGCAAGGUGGAAAUCCCAACAAGCCCAAAGGGCCCCUUGAAGCUCUUCGACCAAAACUCCAGCCUACUCAACAAAAUGCUCGUGCCCGCCGAUCUUCCUAUGCAUCUGCAGACAAUGAUGGUACUCCUUAUCUGCACAUCCUAAGCAGACAACUCCUUGUAUUUGAUGGUCAAUGCAGUCCCAGUCUCACACAACAUUGUCUUUUAUUUUUCCUGUAGAGAGUUUGAGUUUGCCUGCCGAGGAGCUGAUCCAGAAUGAUGAUCCAACUGAAGACAAGAACAAGGAAUAAGUAUAAUAUGCAUCGUGCUUUUUAUAGGGAAAAAUCGCGGUUCUGCUGUCAUGAUGCCAAAACUGUGCCUUGUUAAAUAACUAGCACCGGUACUUAUAGUAUGCCUGAGGUUGAGCUCUGCAGUUUUAGCUGCGGUAUAUCUGGCUUCUUCCACAUUCAGCUAUGCUUGAACCAGCUAGGAAUGAACAUUUCAUGAUGGUGGUGUUGUAGUGCCGGAUGUGUAAGAAGAAAUAAUAACAAUGAAACUUCAUAUCUUAACAACA
Messenger RNA from Triticum aestivum (bread wheat), 1639 nucleotides. RefSeq lists its product as uncharacterized. Gene Ontology annotation, molecular function: protein phosphatase inhibitor activity. The coding region runs from base 751 to 1305 and encodes 184 amino acids. Lineage: Eukaryota; Viridiplantae; Streptophyta; Magnoliopsida; Poales; Poaceae. The transcript is spliced from 5 exons. The record is from RefSeq and is a predicted model, not a curated record. Gene Ontology annotation, cellular component: cytoplasm.